Molecule: messenger RNA, 1623 nt
Organism: Ambispora gerdemannii
Lineage: Eukaryota; Fungi; Glomeromycota; Glomeromycetes; Archaeosporales; Ambisporaceae
Source: the annotation of a GenBank genome assembly
AUGGCGCAACAUGAUUGGCUAGUGUACAUAAGAAGAGCCAGUCACGGGGUUGACCGGAAUAAAUUGAAUCCAACACGUGAACAAAUCAUUGGCGUAAUGGAGAAAAAAUUAAAGAAGGACUCGAGAUUUCUUUCCCGAACCAUAGAAAAUAUCGAGAAAAAACGGGAAGUCGCGAUCAAACAAUUACAGGAGCAGGCUGUAGUCAUCGCUUCCGAAGAAUAUGUUGAACGUUCACAGGGAGCUCGUUCCAUUAUUGCGCGUGAUUUUUUGCCGCAAAAUUAUAAAAAAAGAAAUCAGGAAGAUGUACUGGACGAUGAUUCUGAAAAAAAUGCUGUCAAAAAAUACAAAGACACUACACCAGCACCACAAACUCCAGGAAACCAGGUGGUAGCUGAUGAACCAGAUUUAGAUUAUCUGAGCGAGCAGACAAAUGACGAAUUAAAUUCCGGGGUAUCAUCUAUCUAUGAGGACGAAGAUGAAGAAAAUUCUUUAGAUGACAGUUCUGAUGAAGAAGAUACGGUCGAACUUGCAGACAUAUCAUUUAUUUCUUUUGUUUGUUCAAAAACCGAUAACAAAAAUUAUAAAUGGAAAUUAAAGAAUGAUGAAAGUGUAAGAAGUCGGCUCAUAGUUAUGACAAAAAAAGCAAUCGAAGUAGCAAAACAAGCCGAAAAAGUUGACACAAAAACAAUGAGUGUUAUAAGGUUGGGACUAUCUUCCAUAAUAGAUCUUUCGUCUGAGUUCAAAGGGGGAAUGCACACCUGGUUUGGGGACAACUGGUUGCCAUUAAAGAAAGAAGUAUUUUCAAAAAUUGACUUGAAAGUUGAAAAGUUUACUGGAGAAGUAUCAGAAUUGAUAACAAAAGUAGAAAAUCUUUGUAAUUCAUAUGAUUAUUUGGGGGCACGAAAACUUGUAUUAGAAAAAAUAACGGAACGGCCUAUUGAUAAUCAAAUGAGACAAGUGGCUAAAAUAUAUUUUAACAUCAUUGAUUUAUUUUUAGAAAAUCCUUAUACUUUUGUUAAUGAUGAUGGCCAGCUUCAAAAUCACACCGAAAUCCAAUAUGUGAUGAUUUUAGCAAGCCCUAUUUUAGACAUAAUAUUCUCAGAUCAACGAGAUCAUGUUAGACUGAUGUGGGGAGAAACAGUUUCACAAGUCACUAAUGAUUCAAGAAAAAAGAUUGAUCUUUGUAUAAGAACUAAGGAUGGUAUGAAGGAGUUGAGCCAUUCUGAAUGUGCUCGGGAAGCUACAUUUAUAAAAAUCCUAAAAGAUCGAAGCAAAUCGCUUAGAACAAAUAAAUGUAUACUUGACAAAUAUAUUGGGAACGAUCUUCCAGAUGAAGCUUUAGAAGAUACAGCAAUUUUUGGGUUACAACUGGCAGCUUUGGAAGGUCAAAUAAUUGGAAUUGAUUUACUGGACGAAGGGCUAUACUUCGGAUUUGAUGGACCAGCUUUCAAGUUUCCUGCUCAGAUUUGUAGUAUUAGUGUCUUAAGGCAUGCAUUGGAAGUUUUAUAUUAUUUUAAGACUCCAUGGGUAAUAGGAGAAAGUCAUCAAAAGAGCAAAAUAUUUGCUCCAGAAUUCAAGCGAAACCAACAAGAUCACCAAACUUUUACAUUCCGAAAAUAUUGA